This is a messenger RNA of Erigeron canadensis, 1463 nucleotides long. RefSeq names its product ankyrin repeat-containing protein ITN1-like. Bases 276 to 1346 code for a protein of 356 amino acids. The record is from RefSeq and is a predicted model, not a curated record. The transcript has 3 exons. NCBI's taxonomy places the organism in Eukaryota, Viridiplantae, Streptophyta, Magnoliopsida, Asterales, Asteraceae.
AAUUCUGAUGACAGAGAGAUGGGUACUUUGUUUGAUGGCGAUGAGCUUCUGGUUAAUGCUAUAUCUUCAAAGGAUUUUAAGUCAGCGGGGCGUGUGCUAAAUAGAUGUCAUACCAUUCAUAGUGAUGCAGUGCUGAUGGCUAUCGCUCAAAACCUCCCAAGCGAACCCAAUAUUUGGGAAAAAUAUUGUUGGUGUUAUUUUAUAUGUUUUGAGAUUGUAACCAACUUUCUAUUUCUAUCUUGAAGACAUAAUAAGCUAUAUUCCUUUGCUUUAAGAUGUUUAUUUGUGUUUAUGCAGUGAGGCCAUUAUGGAUGCGGAUCGUUCCUGUGUUAAAGCCACCAUCGAUACGUUUUUUAAUAAAAGUAUGUAAUCUCAUACUUUCCAAGGACUCCAACACUCUCCAUCAAUAUUAUACCAAGCCAAUAUUUGAAGCCACACGAAAAAAUGCAUACGAAUUUGUAACAGAGGUUGUGUAUUAUAUACCAGAAGCAACUUGGAGUGUGAAUGAAGAUGGUCACAACAUUAUUCAAUAUGCUGUGCUAAAUCGUUCAGAUAAGGUUUACAAUUUACUAUAUCAAAUGAGUGACGUACGUAGAAAUAUUUAUAAAACGAUUAAAGACUCAUCAGGGAACAAUUUAUUGCAUUUGGCUGCAACAUUGGCACCAACCAACAAACUGAAUCUCAUAUCUGGUGCAGCUUUACAAGUACAACGUGAACUACAAUGGUUUAAGGAAGUUAAAGGAUUUGUAUGCCCUUUAAACAUCAUACAAAAGAACGCUUUUGAAGAAACACCUCAAAUGGUAUUUACAAGAGAGCACAAGGAUCUGCUGAUUGAGGGAGAGAAAUGGAUGAAGGCCACCGCAGAGUCUUACACAAUUACGGCUGCAUUAAUCACCACAAUCAUGUUUGCAGCAGCUAUCACAGUGCCAGGAGGGAACGAUCAAACGUCUGGUAUCCCAAUAUUCACUAGCGAAGCUGCCUUCACCACAUUUGCAAUAUCAGAUGCCAUAUCAUUGUUCACAUCUGUCACAUCAUUGUUAAUGUUUUUAUCCAUCCUUACUACACGUUUUGCCGAGGAAGACUUUCUCUACAAGUUGCCUACAAAGUUGCUAAUUGGUCUUGUCACCUUGUUCAUCUCCACAUCAGCCAUGAUCGUAGCAUUUGGUGCAACCUUGUUCCUUGUUUUUGGCCAAAGAAACAAAAGCAUUCUUGCUCCCAUAGCUGCAUUGACAUGUUUACCAAUCACUUCCUUUGUGACCUUACAGUUUCCUCUUGUUGCAGACUUGAUUAUUGCGACAUAUGGUAGAAGUAUGUUUGGCAAGAAAAGUAAUGAACCCUUUUAUUAAAUCACUGUAACAUGAUAAGAACGUUGGACUUUAGCAUUAGACUUUAUAAGUAUCUAACUUCUUGUGGUACUUCUUGCAUGCUUGUCAUAUGUAAUAACAAAAAAAAUUUAAUUUGGC